Molecule: messenger RNA, 387 nt
Organism: Microstroma glucosiphilum
Lineage: Eukaryota; Fungi; Basidiomycota; Exobasidiomycetes; Microstromatales; Microstromataceae
Exons: 1
Coding region: 1-387 (128 amino acids)
Source: RefSeq, a predicted model, not a curated record
AUGUCGCCCUGUCCCUGCACACCCCGCUCUCUGCUAGAACCAGGAGGACCACGCUUCCUCGACCCGGCGCUCAGGGUCUCUAGGCAGGAGCUGGAUCGGCAGGAUCGUCAGUGGAGGGGGCAGAGUUUGCUCGCCGCCACCACCGACACUACGCAAGUCAGCAGUAGCAAGGGUAGUAAAGGCAGUAGCCGAGACAAUGGAGGAGCUCAGAGAAGCAGUUCAGCAGAAUUGGAGGAUCCAGAGGGAAGGGCGUCGCAGGAAACCAAGGUGGCGGGGCAAGAGGAUAGGCAGCAGCAGCAGCAGCACCAGCAGCCUGUUGGGCCCGUAGUCAAUGGCAGCAAGAACCUCAACAUGCUCACAAGAUGGAAGAAAGCAAUCGCAUCGUAG